Messenger RNA from Cryptococcus amylolentus CBS 6039, 1927 nucleotides. RefSeq lists its product as hypothetical. The record is from RefSeq and is a predicted model, not a curated record. Lineage: Eukaryota; Fungi; Basidiomycota; Tremellomycetes; Tremellales; Cryptococcaceae. The coding region runs from base 129 to 1601 and encodes 490 amino acids. The transcript is spliced from 9 exons.
ACUUGUUUGAGACACCACGCCACCCCUCCCGUCUAUAUCUCUGACUUUACUCCGUCCUCUUCCCACUCUAUCCUAUCCCACUCCACGGACCACUCUAUCACUUCCAACUUUACCGACCAUUCACAGACAUGGUGCUUCUUGUUGCCCACCUCCCCCGGCACAUUGCCGUGAAGGUAGUCGCCAUCAGCAUGAUGUUCAUCCUCUUCAUCAUGAUUCCUUGGAUGCCUUCGAAUCAGGGCGCCCAUGAGAGCGAUCUGUGGAGAGCUCUGGGGCAAGGUAAGGGCAUUGGCAGUUUGUUCAGUCGGCUGGACGCGCAAGCUGCUGUGGGUUUCUAUCACCCUUCAGGAGAAGAUGUUUCACGACGCCCGACACCCACGGCUGCUGCGCGAGGGUGUAGUAUGUGCGAGAUGGAUCCUGCGCUAUGUGAAGAGCUUGGAAAAUCCAAUAUCGAAAGGUCUCUGGUAUACUCUGGUACCGGGCUUCGCCUCAGGCGCAUGGCCUCCAAGCUUAAAAGAGGAGGAAGACUGGUACAUGCUAUCAUCGGCGGCUCUGUAUCCACUGGCACAAACAUCGACAAGGACCCGUCGUACGGCGGUAGAGAGCAGCAAUAUACAAAUUUCAACCGUAUCAUCUUUGACCGCCUCAAUUCUCUCUUCCCAGCACCGAAUGGGACCGUCAUAGGAAAGAACGGACGAGAAGAAGGCAAGAAUUCAAUGAUCAAUGGUGCGCAGGGAGGUACCGGGUCCGCCUACUUUUCUCUUUGUUGGGGCGAACAUAUACCGACCGAUGUGGAUCUCGUCACGAUUGACUCUGCCGUUAACGAUGUCCCUCAUGAAACCAAAUUCAUGGAGUCGUACGAGACCCUCGCCCGAAGCUUGCUCGAGCUACCAAGUCAUCCAGCUCUUCUGAACAUGCAAGUCUUUUCGGUGGGACAACACUCCAUGGUCAACGGAGGCGACAUGCACAUCGGGGUUGCCUCCUGGUACGAUAUCCCCUCAAUAUCUCAACGGAACGCCCUUCAUCAUACUGUUCUGAAAAACGCUUCGCUCGUCCCAGAGCUUUUCAGCAUCGGUCAUGAUGGAAAGAUUGACCUUCGACAUAUAGGCAUCAAAGGGCACAACAUCCUCGGUCGUCUGGGCGCGGCGUACGUUGAAUCUCAAGUCUGCGAGAUGGAGAAGUAUGAAGCUUCCAUUCCAAAUGCUGCAGAGAUGACAUUGGAUCAGCUCUAUCCCGUUGAACCGCUUCCUCGAAUGCAACUCAACCACGGGUACGAAGAAGACUUUGUCCUGCCCCCCAUUCGACCGCAAUGCUUUUCCACCAACAGCGUCAAACACCCUCUCGUACCCAUCGCGGCGAGAUCUGACCUCGGAUCCGAGGCCUGGCAUCCUUGGGCAUGGCAAAACAAGAAAUACCUUAUUACCAACACCACUGGUACCAAGGUACAAUUUCAGCUGGAAACGGGUUCGGGACACAUUGGAAUUCAGUAUCAAAGGUCGCCAACGUAUGGGUUGGGGAGUGUCAAGUGCUGGGUGGAUGGGAGCGAACAUCAAGCGGUGAAGGUUCAUGGGUAUUGGGAAAGGCCCCAUCACCUCUCACAGUAAGUCUCGUCUGUCUGUCGUCUUGCUGAAGACGGUAACUUGACAUUCUUCGAUAGACCGGCGACAGUCAAAGAUGGUCUGAAACCAGGGAAACAUCUCUUGACGUGCCAGCUGUUGGACGAGACACAAGAUCCCAAUGGAGGGAAAGAGUUCAGACUGAUUGCGGUGACGGCGGCGUAACGUGUAUACUGAAUGGUUGUAUCAUUGCGACUAGACUUGGGUUGUUGAUUCACAUAUAUAAGUAGAUGCAGGUCAUCAUCUUCUUCCGUUAUGAUUCGAAUCCCUCUCCUUGAUCGCCAUGCCGCAUUGUACCUUUUCCAGAGUCCGCG